Messenger RNA from Cyphellophora europaea CBS 101466, 1773 nucleotides. RefSeq lists its product as uncharacterized. The transcript has a single exon. Lineage: Eukaryota; Fungi; Ascomycota; Eurotiomycetes; Chaetothyriales; Cyphellophoraceae. Gene Ontology annotation, biological process: endocytosis; intra-Golgi vesicle-mediated transport; endoplasmic reticulum to Golgi vesicle-mediated transport. Gene Ontology annotation, molecular function: GTPase activator activity; metal ion binding. The record is from RefSeq and is a predicted model, not a curated record. The coding region runs from base 1 to 1773 and encodes 590 amino acids. Gene Ontology annotation, cellular component: Golgi apparatus.
AUGUCCAGGCGUACCGGCGGCAAUGACCGCGCUGCACAGAAUGCUCAGACUCUGAAAGCUCUUGUCAAGCUGGAAGGCAAUAAGGUUUGUGCAGAUUGCAAACGCAACAAGCAUCCACGAUGGGCCAGCUGGAAUCUAGGAGUGUUCGUCUGCAUCCGAUGUUCAGGUAUCCAUCGUGGAAUGGGAACGCACAUCAGUCGAGUCAAGUCGGUCGAUCUCGAUGCCUGGACCGACGAGCAGCUACAAAACAUCUUGAAAUGGGGCAAUAACCGAGCCAACAAGUACUGGGAGGACAAGCUGGCUGCCGGCCACGUCCCUUCCGAGGCCAAGAUCGAGAACUUUAUCCGAACAAAGUACGAAUCAAAGAGAUGGGUCAUGGACGGACCUAUGCCAGAUCCUUCUACACUCGACGUCGAUGACGACGUUCCGCUUAAUAUUGUGCAAGAGAAGGCGAAGCUUGAGCGUUCGACCUCGCAGCGGCUGCAGCAACAAGCCUCAACUCAAAGGGGAGCGCCUCCUCCGCCACGAGCUGCUCCUGCGCCUCAGAUUGACUUGUUUGGAGACAUUGCGUCCGAACCGCCCGUCCGGCCCAGCACCACAGAUAUCCCUCAAUCGACGCCUGCCGUAAGAAAUGCACCGCAGCUGGGCAAGCCAGCUUCGAAGCAAGGUGACUCUCUCCUUGGCCUCGACUUCUUCGGGGGUCCUCCAUCUGCAGGUAUUGGUCGGCCCGCAAGCGCUGCAUCGAAUCCAUCUGCUCCGACGGCAAAUCCACGUGGCGAUCUCAAAAAUUCCAUACUGUCACUUUAUGCGAGUGCUCCCAAGCCGCAGCCAGUUUCUCAACCAGCCCACGACCGACAGUCGUCCUUUGGUGGGAUGGCUUCGCCUCCGCCACAGCAGAAGGAAGCAUUCGGAGGUUUGGCUGAUGCUUUUGGCGGCCUCAACUUCUCCAGCACGAGCGCACCUAAACCACCCACUCAGUCUCCUCCAUCGGCCUUUUCUGGCAUGUCCAGCUUUUCGCCCCCAAUUCCCACCAAAUCAACGCCUGCUGCCGCGCAAGUUACUUCUCCUCCCCCUCUUAGCGGCGGUGGCUUCUUCGACGCCACGCCCACCAGCCCUCCAGCUCCCAAACCAGCCCCAAGCCCAGCCGCAAAGAAUGCCCUCGAUUUUUCCUUCACGCAGCACGCCACACCAGCAACCCCGCCUGCUCCCAAGCCUGCUCCCGCGCCAGUUUCCAAACCAGCAUCAUCUAUUCCUACAGAUCUUUUCAGCAAUGACGACUUUGGAGGGUGGUCCUCAGCGCCCUCGACGGCCUCUGCCGCACUUCCGCCUAAAGUUGCGUCCCCCACCGCGCCGAAUCCUAAUGACUUUGGCUCAGCAUUCAACCUAUCUGCGCAACCUACCAAAACUGUACAUCCUCCUCCGCGUCCGGCACCCGUGAGCUCAAACAGCAAUGCUAUGUUUGAUCCGUGGGGCUCGUCCGCUGCUGAAAGCAGUCCGUGGGGAGCCCCCGAGCCUACUCCUGCGCCUGCCAAACCUGCAGCCCCGAGCGUCGACCUUGGAAAGGUACCUUCCCGUAUAACUCCGAACGACAUUACAGGUGGAUGGGGCAAUCCUAUCUCCGAGGCGAACAAGCCAGCAAGGCAGCCAUCAGUGACAGCGGACGAGGAUUUCGGAGGGUGGACAUCUGCUUCCACGACCCAGACACCUGCCACGGCCAAGCCAAGUGGUGGAUUUGGAGGAGCCUCUGAUCCCUUUGACAACCCUUGGGGCUAG